Ricinus communis (castor bean) is the source of this 1927-nucleotide messenger RNA. RefSeq names its product cytochrome P450 CYP72A219. Gene Ontology annotation, molecular function: heme binding; iron ion binding; monooxygenase activity. NCBI's taxonomy places the organism in Eukaryota, Viridiplantae, Streptophyta, Magnoliopsida, Malpighiales, Euphorbiaceae. Bases 314 to 1843 code for a protein of 509 amino acids. The record is from RefSeq and is a predicted model, not a curated record. The transcript has 5 exons.
AGAGAAAGCCAAAUAAAUUCCAAACAGGAAGAGGAAUGUUGUCCAAAGGCAUUCUCACCAUACAAUUAUUUAUCUAAAUAGAGACGCCCCACUUGUGUGGGAACAUGGAAAUAAUCUCCAUUUUCAUUUCUAGACGUGGCCUAUCCCAUCAAGAUGGCAACACAAAACACAAACUGUUGUCGGUUUCUCAAAGUAGUGGUAUUUCCUAUCCAAUGUUUAUAUGGAAGUAACAGUGUGAAGAUACAGCCUAGUGCGAUUGCCAAUCGUAAAAUAAGAUUAGAUUAAAGUAAACAAGUGAAGUUGAGUGAUAGCAAUGGCAAUCUUGGCUAUCACACUGCUAUUGCUUCUUCAAUUAGCCUUGUUUUCGAGUUUGAGAUUAGUGUACGUGAUAUGGUGGAGGCCAAAGAUAACGGUGAAGAAGUUGAGAAAACAAGGCAUACAUGUUCUUUCAUAUAAGUUACCACAUGAAAACGUUAAGUUAACCUCGGAGUCGAAGUCUAAGCCAAUGGAACUCACUCAUGAUAUUGCUCCUCGCCUCGAUCCUUUGCUUCGAGAACUAGCUAUCACCUAUAAGAAGCCAUUUGCUGUUUGUUAUGGCAUGAUUCCUACUGUUAUAGUUUUGGAUCCAAAGCUAAUAAGAGAGAUACUGACAAGGAUAUUCGAUUUUCAAAAGCCAAAAGUAGGUCCAACCAUGAAGUUUUUCUUGAAAGGUCUUGCAAAUAUUGAUGGAGAUAAAUGGGCAAAGCACAGGAAGAUUAUCAAUCCUGCCUUCCACAUAGAGAAGUUGAAGGGGAUGUUCCCAUGUUUUAUGGCAUCUUGUGAAGAAAUGGUUGAGAAAUGGGGCAAGUUGAUAGACUCAGGAUCAGGAGACUCUUCUGAAUUAGAUGUUUUGCCCGAGUUUCAGAACUUAGCAGGUAAUGUUAUAUCAAGAGCUGCUUUUGGCAGCAAUUUAGAAGAAGGCAAGUUGUUAUUCUCUCUCCAAAGAAAACAAGGAGAACUCCUUUUGCAGUCGCUUAUCAAUCUCAAUUCUGUAUGGUCAAGGUUCUUGCCCUCAAAAUUAAACAAACGAAUGAAGCAAAUACACCAAGAAAUUAGAUCCUUGCUCCAAGGGAUAAUUGACAAUCGAGAGAAGGCUGUUCUUUCAGGAAAUGAUGACCAUAAUGAUUUACUCAAUCUGUUACUCAGGUCUAAUUUCAAUGAGAUUUAUCAGAAUAAAAAUAUUGGAAUGUCAAGAGAAGAUGCGAUAGAAGAAUGCAAGCUAUUCUACUUUGCUGGUUCCGAGACCACUGCAAAUUCAUUAACAUGGACUAUGAUUGUAUUGAGCAUGCAUCAGAAUUGGCAGGAAAGAGCUAGGCAAGAGGUUCUGCAACUUGUAGGAAAAAGCAAACCAACUUUCAAUGACUUGAACCACUUGAAGACUGUGAACAUGAUUCUGCUUGAGGUCCUGAGAUUAUACCCACCAACAUCCCUCGUUCGAUCUAUCUAUAAAGAGACUAAACUAGGAGAAUACUAUCUUCCAGCAGGAGUCAGCUUGAAGGUCCCAUUAUACCUUGUCCAGAGGGAUCUUGAACUAUGGGGAGAAGACGCGACAGAGUUCAAUCCUGAAAGAUUUUCUGAUGGGAUUUCGAAGGCAGCAAAGGAUCAAUCUUCUUUCUUUGCUUUCGGUUGGGGGCCAAGAAUAUGCAUUGGACAGAACUUUGCUAUGCUUGAAGCUAAAUUAGCACUAGCUCUGAUUUUGCAACAUUUCUCGUUUGAGCUUUCAUCUACUUACAGACAUGCUCCUGGGGUUGCCAUUACUCUUCAACCUCAGUUUGGCGCGCAAAUUAUCUUGCGCAAAAUCUGAAGCAUUAAUCUUUGUUUCAUCAUUGUUAUAUGCACAAUGUCAUGUAUUUUUUUAAUCAUCUAUGUUAAUUUUUUUUUUUAAUCA